CCUCAAGGCGCGGGAGUGGGAGAUCAAACAGCUCGAAGCGAAGCAAGACAAAACCAUCGUCGAGCAUGUCCAUGUACUUGAGGAGGCCAAGCGCGUUACUGAUCGUCAACUCGCGGACGCACAGCUUGAGCUGCAGAAGCAGGCUGCCUAUAUUCGCUCUCUCGAGAAGUCGAAGACACGUCUCACUACCGAAGCCGAGGACCUUGUUCGUGAACGUGAGAGGGAACAGGCAGAAUUCCGAACUCGGGCGAAGGUUAUGCGGACACAGGAAGAGAAGGUGGCUCGUGCAUUGGCCGAAGCUGAAGCUGAGAAGCGUUCUCGUGAAGCCACCGAGCUGCAAGCGCGACGCCUCCAGAAUGAGCUGCAGAUUGCUCAUACACAGAUCGAGGACGUCUCUCAUCAACUUACCACGUCCCAGAAGGCGAAGGACAACCUCGAGGCCGAGCUCGCUCGCCUGGCCGACGGAUCGGAAACCCCCAACUCCCUCGCCAAGCUGCAACGUCAGUACGAGUCUCGGAUCAGUCAGCUCGAGCAACAACUAGAGGACGCUGAGAUGUCGAGCACUGUCGCUGUGAGGAUUAAGGAGCACGUCGACCGCCAGCACCAGGAAAUCCGCCGCCUCAUCAUGAGUGGGCCCAAGGACGAGGCUUUCAAGUCCAGACUCUUGCGUGAGCUGCAGCUUGCAGACGAGGAACUCGAACGCGAAAUGCUCUCCAGAUCGCAGAUCGUACGCCCUUCCAACACUGGCUCUACGCAAGUCAUGGCAAACGUCGCGCCUAAGAAGAACGGCGUCGUCCGCUUCAAGGAGCCCCAGUCUGACUCGCCCCGUACCCAAGACAAGCAAGCGCAGGUCAAUGCGCUCAAGCAGGAGGUACAGCUACUCGAGCUCCAGAUGGUAGCUUCAACUCGCGUCAGGCAACACCUUGAAGCUCUCCUAGGUGACAUGACCGCCGAACUCGAGAACAGCGACGGCUCGAAGCAAUCGCUCGAGCAGUACCGUGCCAGGCUCGCUCGCGAGAAGAGUCGGCUCCAGGAACUAUUGGAGGAUGAGGCGGAGGCACGCCGUGCAGCAGAAGCAGCGCAGCUCCAGGACGUGCAGGCGGUAUGGAAGAAGUUCCAGAAUACUCUUGUCGGAGAACGCGAGAGCUAUGCUCGCUUGGAAGAGUCUCGCAAAGCCCUGGUAGGUUUUGCACUCAUUGUAACUACGCACAUACGCGCAGCUCAUCACUUUUCAGUUCGCCCAACAGCGUGCGGCCAACGUUGAACUCGAAGACCAGCGCCGGCAGGUGCAAGAACUUACGCAAGCGAAGAAGCAGGCUCAGGCUGAGCUUGCAGAUCUCAAAGACCGCCUGGAAGUAGAGAUGAUGGCGAAGAAUGAGGAGACGAACAUCAGGCGACAGCUCCAGGCCCGUCUGCAGGAGCUUGAAAUCACCUCAUCAACGUCUUCAACCAUCCACUCCGAGCUCAAGGAGGCCGUCGAGACCUACAAGGCCAAGACUGACUCAUAUUUGCGGCGCCUUGAGGAAGCCGAGAUCGCCAAGGCCAAGGCUGUCCGCGCGGAAGCUUUCGGUGGGUCGUUGG
Phanerochaete carnosa HHB-10118-sp is the source of this 1581-nucleotide messenger RNA. RefSeq lists its product as uncharacterized. The record is from RefSeq and is a predicted model, not a curated record. The transcript has a single exon. Bases 257 to 1264 code for a protein of 335 amino acids. Lineage: Eukaryota; Fungi; Basidiomycota; Agaricomycetes; Polyporales; Phanerochaetaceae.